CCCGUGUGUUUACGUGGAGACGAAGAUGGCGGCGGCGGUGACGGCGUUGCCUGUGCGGCAGAGGACGGUCCGCCAGUGAGCGCGGAGACUGGUUCCACUCUGGGCGCGGGAGCGCUAGGCCCGGUCCUGCUCGCUGGCAGAGAAGCUCGUGCUCCACCUUCCCGAGCCGACGUUUCGUUUCUAUCCGUGACCCCCCGCCCCCCUCCUCUCCCUGUCUUCCCGCAGCCUUGAGAGCAGAGGCCAUGGAGGACGAAGAGAGACAGAAGAAACUGGAAGCCGGCAAAGCGAAGCUUGCCUUGUUUCGACAAAGGAAAGCUCAAGCUGAUGGACAAAAUCCUUCUAAGAAACAGAAAAAGAAGAGGAAAAAUUUAAGCAGUGUACCUGAUGUGUCAACAUACCCUGGUUUGAAUAUUGAGCAAGCACAAGGUGAUUCAGUGUACAUAAAUACUUCUCAGAGAGCAGGAUCAACUGAGACUUCUGAACCCACAUUAACUAGAACUUCACACAGUGAAGAAAUAAUUAAACAUGAUCAGGUCUUCUCUAUUGAACCAGAAAGUGAAAUUUCAACCACAGCAGAUGAUUAUAGUUCAGAGGUAAAUGGCUGCACUUUUGUGGCAAGAACAGGGAAGCCUACAAAUUUAUUAAGGGGAGAAGAACUUGGCAUUGAGGAUUCUUAUUCUGAACGUGGGGCACAGUACAGUCAGACCCACAUAGAGAUGAUGGAAAAUGAGCUGGCUGGCAAACAGCGUGAGAUUGAUGAAUUAACCAGAGAACUAGGAGAAAUGAGAACCACUUACGGAACUGAGGGACUCCAGCAAUUACAAGAAUUUGAAACUGCCAUUAAGCAAAGAGAUGGCAUCAUAACACAGCUCACUGCUAAUUUACAACAAGCAAGAAGAGAAAAAGAUGAGACAAUGAGAGAAUUUUUAGAAUUGACAGAGAAAAGUCAAAAAUUACAGAUUCAGUUUCAGUAUUUGCAGGCUAGUGAAACUCUGAGAAACAGCACUCACAGUAGCACAGCUGCAGAUUUACUACAAGCUAAACAACAGAUUCUCACUCAUCAGCAACAGCUGGAAUUACAAGAUCAUCUAUUAGAAGAUUAUGAGAAGAAGAAAGAAGACCUCAAGAUGCAAAUUAGUUCCUUACAAGAGAAAAUUAGAGCCUAUGAAAUGGAGCAAGAUGAAAAAGUAGAAAUCUCAAGUAUAGAGAUACAGGAAAAGGAGGCAAUCAUUGAAAAACUGAAUACGAAGUUAAUGGAAGAAGAAAAUAAAACACUGGAGCUAAAGGAUAAAGUAACAGCUGCUGACAAAUUACUAGGAGAAUUGCAAGAACAGGUUGUACAAAAGAACAAAGAGAUAAGAAAUAUGAAAUUAGAGUUGACUAAUUCCAAGCAAAAAGAAAGACAGUCUUCUGAGGAAAUUAAACAGUUAAUGGGUACAGUUGAAGAACUUCAGAAGAAAAAUCAUAAAGACAACCAAUUUGAAGUUGAUAUUCUACAAAGGACUGAACAAGUUACACAAAGAAAAUUAGACCAGCUUCGGGCAGAGUUGGAUGAGAUGUAUGGGCAGCAGAUAGUGCAGAUGAAACAAGAGUUAAUAAAACAACACAUGUCACAGAUAGAUGAACUUAAAACACAACAUAAGGAAGAAAUAGUGAAUGCUUUAAGAUCAUAUCCAAAUAUUACAGUUAAUGAAGAUCAGAUACAAUUAAUGAACAUGGCAAUAAAUGAAUUGAAUGUAAAACUGCAAGAUACUAACUCUCAAAAGGAAAAACUUAAGGAGGAACUGGGAAUACUUUUGGGAGAAAAGUCUGUUCUACAGAGACAGGUUGAAGACCUUCUUGAAGAAUUGAGCUUUACAAGGGAACAAAUUCAGAGAGCAAGACAGACAAUAUCUGAACAAGAAAGUAAACUCAAUGAAGCACAUAAGUCCCUUAGUGCAGUAGAAGAUUUAAAAGCUGAGAUUGUUUCUGCAUCUGAGUACAGGAAGGAACUAGAAUUAAAACAUGAAGCAGAAGUUACAAAUUAUAAGAUAAAACUUGAAAUGUUAGAAAGAGAAAAAAAUGCUGUGCUGGAUAGAAUGGCUGAAUCACAAGAAGCUGAGUUAGAGAGGCUAAGGACACAGCUUCUCUUCAGUCAUGAAGAAGAACUUACCAAAAUGAAGGAAGAUUUAGAAAUUGAACAUCGAAUCAAUACUGAAAAGCUUAAAGAUAACUUAGGUAUUCAUUAUAAACAGCAGAUAGAUGGCUUACAAAAUGAAAUGAGUCAAAAGAUAGAGACCAUGCAGUUUGAAAAAGAAAGUUUGAUAACUAAACAGAAUCAAUUAAUUUUGGAAAUUUCAAAGCUAAAAGAUUUACAGCAGUCCCUUGUGAAUUCAAAAUCAGAAGAAAUGACUCUUCAAAUCAACGAACUUCAAAAAGAAAUUGAAAGACUUAGACAAGAAGAAAAAGAAAAGGGUACACUUGAGCAAGAAGUUCAAGAACUACAACUUAAAACUGAAUUAUUGGAGAAACAAAUGAAGGAAAAAGAGCAUGACCUUCAAGAAAAGUUUUUACAACUUGAAUCAGAAAACAUCAUUCUUAAAGAUGAAAAGAAAGUCCUUGAAGACAUGUUGAAAGUAUAUACUCCUGUUAACCAAGAAGGACUAAUUUUCAUAGACUCCAUUAAAUCCAAAUCAGAUGACUGUAGCUGGCAAAAAGAAAUUAAAGUACUUGCAGAGGAAAAUGAAGAUCUCAAAAAACAAUGUAUUGAACUGACCAAAGAGAUUGAAAAACAAAGGAACACUUUUUCCUUUGCUGAAAAAAAUUUUGAAGUUAACUAUCAAGAACUACAAGAGGAUUAUGCUUGUCUUCUCAAAAUAAAAACUGAUCUAGAAGACAGUAAAAAUAGACAAGAAGUGGAGUUUAAAAGUAUGCUUAAAGCACUUAAUGAUGAACUUCAUAGUUUGCAAAGAGUAAAUCCAGAUAUAAUAAAAAUGAAAAGUUCAGUUUUUGAUGAUGACAAGCCUUUUAUUGCAGAAUUGCUGGAAACUGGUGAGGUUGUUGAAAAAGAUACAACAGAACUUAUGGAAAAACUUGAAGUAACUAAGAGAGAAAAAUUAGAACUGUCGGAGAAACUGUCUGACCUUUCUGAACAAUUAAAACAGAAACAUGGUGAGAUUAGUUUUCUAAGUGAAGAAGUUAAGUCUUUAAAGCAUGAAAAAGAACAAGUUUUAUUGCGAUGUAGAGAACUAGAAGUCAUAGUUAACCAUAAUACAGCAAGUGUGUGUGGAGUUCAUUUAGGUUCUUUAAAAAAUGGAGUUGAAACAAAGGCAGGCAGUGGUUCUGGAGGGUCAGUUUUUAAAAUGAAUAAAGAUUCUAUUGAAUCAGAAAUGAUGGAGGAAGAUAAAAUUACUUUGGAAAAUAAAACUUCUGGAAAGGAAAGCAGUCAAGAACAGUUGCUUUUGGAUCCCUUGCCAUCAGUGACAGAUGAAACAUUGUUUAGGAUAACUGAGCCAACGGAAAACAAUAGACUUCAGAGGGAACUCAGUGUACUUCAGUCAGAACAGAAUGACCUAAGGAUACAGAUGGAAGCUCAACGAAUAUGCCUCUCUCUCGUUCAUUCAUCUCAUAUGGAUCAAGUUUGUGAAUAUUUGGAAAAUGAAAAAGAUAAAGCUCUUUGCAAUCUUAAAGAGGAGCUUAUGUUUGCUCAAGAGGAAAAAAUUAAGGAACUUAAGAAAAUACAUCAUCUAGAACUACAAAAUAUGAAAACACAAAAAGCAGGUGAUGAAGUUAAGCCUUUACAAGUACUCAUUGGGAAGCUUCACAAGGCAGUGUCUGAAGAAUGUUCUUACUUUGCACAGACUCUUUGCAGUGUCCUGGGUGAACAUUAUACUCCUGAUUUAAAAUGUGAAGUGAAUAGAGAAGAGAGAGAUAAUUCUGAUAUUAAUACUUCUGAAAAUCAAGAACUAGAAUUACAAGAAUAUAGAUAUGAAGUUCAAGACUUUCAAGAAAAUAUGCAAACUCUUCUCUCCAGAGUAACAGAAGAAUAUAACAAACUGUCAGUACUAAAGACAAGAUGGAAGAAGAUUCAAAGACAUCAAACAGAUGAGGUGAAACUUGAAUUUGCAGAAGAAAAUCAACCAGUAGAGGAAGCAGAGUCCUUAUCAACCUGUGAUCAGAUAACCAAUGUGCAAGAAAUUGAUGUCAGUGAUCAGAGCAAGUUACCUUCUCUGCAAGAUACCCAAAAUAUUAAACAGCUUGAAGGACAAGUUCAAGAAUUAGAAAACUCUGUAUCUUAUUUGCAGCAACAAUUAAAAGAAACUAAAGAAAAUUACGGUGCAGAGAUCCACUGUUUGCAGGAAAGGCUUCAAGCUGUUAGUGAACCUGCAGUUCAUCCAAGCAUCUCCAUUGAUUCAUCGGUGAUUAGUGAAUCUGAUGUACAGAAAACAGUAUACCCUGGAAGUUGUCUAAAACAGGAUAUUGAUGGUACAACAGAGUUUUCUGGUGAGUUUGGAGUACAGCAGGAAGCAUAUAUGGUUAAAUCACUGGAGAAGCAGUACCAAGAACGAUUAGAAGAAGAAGUAGCUAAAGUCAUUGUGUCAAUGAGUAUAGCAUUUGCUCAACAAGCUGUGCUAUCAAGAACAUCUGGUGAGGAAAAAAAUAAUACAUCAUCCCAACAAGCACUGGCUCCCUGUCAGGAAGAACAAAAUUAUUUAAAUGAAAUACGUUUUUCAUAUAAUCAGACUGAUUUUCAGAAUUCUGGGACAACAAAAAUAAAAUUCAAAGAAUUUGAGCCAUUUAAUAAAGAGGUAACAGAAGAUGCAAAAGAAAUUCUGUUAUCAGAUGAUAGUCUUGAUGAUGUGCCAGAAUCAAAGAACCGUGAAUUGACUAUUUCAGAAGAGAUGUUUGCCAAAGAUAAAAUAUUUAUAGCCAAAGAAUCUUCACAUGAUGAGGUUUUAGUAUCAAGCAUGGAUGCUUCUAGACAAUUACUGUUAAAUGAAGAACAGUUGGAAGAUAUGAGACAAGAACUUGUACGACAAUACCAAGAACAUCAGCAGGCCACAGAACUGCUAAGGCAGGCACACAUGCAUCAGAUGGAGCGACAGCGAGAAGACCAGGAGCAGCUGCAGGAAGAGAUUAAGAGACUGAAUAGACAACUAGCCGAGAGAUCCUCAAUAGAUAAUGAAAACCUGGUUUCAGAGAGAGAAAGGGUGCUUUUAGAGGAACUGGAAGCACUAAAGCAGCUGUCUCUAGCUGGAAGAGAGAAGCUGUGUUGUGAGCUGCGCAACAGCAGUACGCAAACACAGAAUGAUAGUGAAAAUCAAGGGGAAAUUGAGGAACAGGCCUUUAAAGAAAAGGAAUUCAACAGAAAACUUGAAGAUAUGCCUCCUGAUAUCCUGUCCAAUGAAAGCUUGCAUGGAGGAAUUUGGCCCCUAAGAUUUUGGCUUCCCCAUUGGAUCAUCAGUAUGGAGCACAGUCAGUAUGGAACUGAAACAAGAAAGACAGUGUAUGCACUUCAGAAAGCUAAUAACAGACUUCUGAAAAUACUCUUAGAGGUUGUAAAGACAACAGCAGCUGUUGAAGAAACAAUUGGUCGCCAUGUCCUCGGUAUUUUAGAUAGAUCUAAUAAAAGCCAGUCAUCUGUCAGCCUGAUUUGGAGGUCAGAAGCAGAAGCACCUGUAAAGACAUGUGUCCAUGAGGAACAUACAGGAGUUACAGAUGAAUCUCUAUGCUCUUAUUCUGGAAGUGACAUGCCAAGAAAUGACAAUAGCAUGUGGUCACAAAUAACUGAGGAGGGUACAGAGCUAUUACAGCGACUUGUUAGGAGUGGUUUUGCUGAAACUGAAAUAGAUCCUGAAAAUGAAGAACUGAUGCUUAAUAUUAGCUCUCGACUACAAGCAGCAGUGGAAAAACUUUUAGAAGCUAUAAGUGAAACUAGUAAUCAGCUUGAGCAUGCAAAAUUGACCCAGACGGAGUUGAUGCGUGAGUCAUUUAGACAGAAACAAGAAACAACAGAAUCCCUUAAGUGCCAGGAUGAAUUACGAGAACGCCUUCAUGAGGAGUCCAGGGCCAGAGAACAGCUGGCAGUGGAGCUCAGUAAAGCCGAGGGCGUCAUUGAUGGCUAUGCAGAUGAAAAAACUGUUUUUGAAAGUCAAAUUCAGGAAAAAACUGAUAUAAUAGAUCGUCUUGAGCAGGAGCUGUUAUGUGCAGGUAAUAGAUUACAAGAAUUGGAAUCAGAACAACAGCAGAUACAAGAGGAAAGAGAAUUGCUGUCCAGACAGAAGGAGGCUAUGAAAGCAGAGGCAGGCCCAAUUGAACAGCAAUUGCUACAGGAGACAGAAAAACUAAUGAAGGAAAAGCUAGAAGUACAAUGUCAAGCUGAAAAAGUACGUGAUGACCUUCAAAAACAAGUUAAAGCUCUAGAAAUAGAUGUUGAGGAACAAGUCAGUCGGUUUAUAGAACUUGAACAGGAAAAAAAUGCUGAGUUAAUGGACUUGAGACAACAAAACCAAGCAUUGGAAAAGCAAUUUGAAAAAAUGAGGAAAUUUUUAGAUGAACAAGCCAUCGAUAGAGAACAUGAGAGAGAUGUAUUUCAACAGGAAAUACAGAAACUAGAACAACAACUUAAGGUUAUACCUCGAUUCCAGCCUAUCAGUGAACACCAAUCUAGAGAGGUUGAACAGUUAACAAAUCAUCUGAAAGAAAAAACAGACAAGUGCAGUGAACUUUUGCUCUCUAAAGAGCAGCUUCAAAGAGAUGUUCAAGAACGGAAUGAAGAAAUUGAGAAGUUAGAGUUCAGAGUAAGGGAACUAGAGCAAGCCUUACUCGUUAGUACAGACACUUUUCAAAAGGUAGAGGACCGAAAACAGUUUGGUGCUGUAGAAGCUAAAGCAGAAUUGUCUCUGGAAGUACAACUUCAGGCUGAGAGAGAUGCCAUUGACAGAAAGGAAAAAGAGAUCACUAACUUAGAAGAACAGUUAGAACAGUUCAGAGAAGAACUAGAAAAUAAAAAUGAAGAAGUUCAGCAACUGCAUAUGCAGUUAGAAAUACAGAAAAAGGAGUCUACUACACGCCUUCAAGAACUUGAACAAGAAAACAAACUAUUUAAGGAUGAAAUGGAGAAACUAGGAUUUGCCAUAAAGGAAUCUGAUUCUAUCUCUACUUUGGACCAGCAUGUACUAUUUGGGAAGUUUGCUCAGAUAAUUCAGGAAAAAGAAGUAGAAAUGGACCAGUUGAACGAGCAAAUUACAAAACUUCAGCAACAAGUUAAACUUACAACAGAUAACAAGGUUAUUGAAGAGAAAAAUGAAUUGAUAAGGGAUCUUGAAACCCAAAUAGAAUGUUUGAUGAGUGACCAAGAACGUGUGAAGAAAAAUAGAGAAGAAGAAAUUGAACAGCUCAAUGAAGUGAUUGAAAAACUUCAACAGGAAUUAGCUAACAUUGAACAGAAGACAUCACUGAAUGUUAAUUCUUUCCCAGAAGAAGCAGAUAGUUUAAAACAUCAGUUGGAUGUGGUCACAGCUGAAAAUUUGGCUUUGGAACAGCAAGUAGAAACCACUGAUGAAGAAAUGGCCUUUACCAAAAGUGUACUUAAAGAAACCAAUGUUAAAAUGAACGAAUUAACACAAGAAUUAUGUAACUUAAAGAGAGACCAUGAAAAUACAGAAAAAAUUCAAAAUGUACCAGGAAAAAGUGACAACAUUGCUAUGGAUGAUCUGAGCAGAAACCCUAAGCCAGAAAUAGUUCCUACUGAGGAUACUGUUAAAUCUCUAGGAAAUGAGACCUACCUCAAAUCUUUUGAGGAAAAUAGCAAAGUUUGCAUAAGCAGUUUGGAAAAAAAGGUGCUACAACUUGAGAACACUGUGAGUGCAAAAGACUUGGAGCUUAACCAUUGUUAUAAACAAAUAAAGGACAUGCAAGAACAAGGCCAAUCUGAAUCAGAAAUACUUGAAAAGAAGAUUGUAAACCUACAAAAUAUACUUGAAGAAAAAGUUGCAGCUGCUCUUGUGAGUCAAGUCCAACUUGAAGCACUUAAGGAAUAUACAGAAUUCUGUGAUGAUAAACACACAGUUUCACCAGAAACUGAAAGAUCAAAUUUACAGAAGUUAGCUCAACUAACAGAAAAUAAGAUGGAGUCAGAUGUAUCAGCAUUCACCUUAAAAAUAUUGGAAUUAGAAAACAAGGUGGUUGAAAUGCAGACAAGUUUAACUUUGAAGACAGGACAGUUGGAAAUUGCAGAGAAAAAUGUUUUGGAAAAAGAAAGUAAGCUUCUGGAACUACAGAAACUAUUAGAAGACAAUGAUAAAAAACAGGGAGAGAAAGAAAGGAAUAGAAGCUCUGAAGAAAAUUUUGAAAUGUUCAUGACCACUGCUGAGCUGAUUCAGAACAAUGAAGAAAGUGACUGUUUUGGUCAUCUUGAAGCUCUUAGAGCUGAAUCAGCAGCCAGCAAAGAACAACAUGCCAGUUAUAAAGAGAAAACAGAAAAACUUCAAAAAGAGCUUUUGGUGAAAGAAACAAAUAUCACACUUCUCCAGGAAGAGUUAAGUGAGGUUAGGAAUCAACUCACUGAAACAGAAGAGAAAUUAUCUGACUUUAUGCAAAGAGAAGAUAAAACUGAGGUACAAGAAAAGAGAAAGGACUCCAUAUUAGAGCCACUUCCAGUUAAGCUGGUCAAAUGCUCUGCAACGCAGACUGAUGGUACUCCCAAGGUCAACAGCAGUGACCAGACUCCUGAAAUUCUUGUUAGAAAUGCAGGCAUCCAGAUCGAUUUACAGACUGAAUGUUUUUCAGAAGAAGUUACAGAAAUAAUCAGUCAGUUUACUGAAAAAAUUGAGCAAAUGCAAGAACUGCAUGCUGCUGAAAUUUUGGAUAUGGAAUCCAGACAUAUUUCAGAAACUGAAACAUUAAAGAGGGAACACUAUGUUGCUGUCCAGCUACUGACUGAGGAAUGUGGUACAUUGAAGGCAGUGAUACAGUGUCUGAGAUCUAAAGAGGGAUCCUCAUUUCCUGAAUUAAUACAUUCAGAUGCUUAUCAAACAAGAGAAGUAUGUUCCAGUGAUUCUGGAUCUGACUGGGGUCAGGGAAUUUAUUUUACACAAACUCACGGAUUUGACACAUCAGAAGGCCGAGGAGAAUAUGUUGAAACCUCAACAGAUUUAUUUCCAAAGAAAAUAAAGGGAUUACUGAGAGCUGUACACAAUGAAGGCAUGCAGGUGCUCUCACUCACUGAGUCUCCAUAUACUGAUGGAGAGAAUCAUGCUGGUCAGCAUAUGUCAGAUACUUGGCAAGAAGAAAGGCGAACUUACAUCAACCUGAUCUCAUCUCUUAAGGACUUAAUUACCAAAAUGCAAGUGCAGAGAGAAGCCCAGGUUUAUGAUAGCGCUCAGUCUCAUGAGAAUGUCUCUGACUGGCGAGGUGAACUACUACUUGCCCUCCAACAAGUUUUCUUAAAGGAACACAGUGUUUUACUAGCCACAUUUCAGACUGACUUGGCAGCUCUAGGUACAAGAGAUGAAGUUGGAUUAUUAAACUAUUUGGAACAGAGAAUAAAAGAACAGGGUAUUGAACACCAGGCGGCUAUGGAAUUUUUGCAGAAUGCAGACAGAAGGAGUUUGUUAUCUGAAAUUCAGGCACUGCAUACCCAAAUGAGUAGUAGGAAAAUGAUUUUGAAAAGAGAACAAGAAAAUGAUCAACCAAACCAAGAACUUUUGGAAUACAAUAUGCAGCAUAAGCAGUCUCAGAUACUGGAGAUGCAAAUGGAACUCAGCAGUGUGAAGGACAGAGCAACAGAAUUGCAGGAACAGCUAAGCUCUGAGAAAAUGGUGGUUGCAGAACUGAAGAGUGAACUUGCACAAACUAAACUGGAACUGGAGACAACACUCAAAGCACAGCAUAAGCGUUUAAAGGAAUUAGAAGCAUUCAGGUUGGAAGUUAAGGAUAAAACAGAUGAAGUACAUUUGCUUAAUGACACAUUAGCAAGUGAACAAAAAAAAUCCAGAGAGCUCCAGUGGGCUUUGGAGAAAGAGAAAGCUAAGCUGGGACGAAAUGAAGAACGAGAUGAAGAACUUGAGGAUCUGAAAUUUUCACUUGAGGGUCAAAAGCAAAGGAAUAUUCAACUGAAUCUACUUCUGGAACAACAGAAACAGCUAUUAAAUGAAUCACAGCAGAAAAUAAAAUCACAACAACUACUAUAUGAUGCCCAAUUAUCAGAAGAGCAAAAUCGAAACUUAGAGCUUAAAUUACUUCUUGAAUCAGAGAAAGUUCGAAUUCAAGAAAUGAGUAAUAACCUGGAUAGAGAACGGGAAUUGCAUGCACAGCUGCAGAGCUAUGAUGAUAGUGGGCAACCUAGGCCCACCUUACCUUCUGAGGACCUCCUUAAAGAGUUACAGAAACAACUUGAGGAAAAGCAUAGUCGCAUAGUAGAACUGUUGAAUGAGACCGAGAAAUAUAAACUGGAUUCUUUGCAAACAAGACAGCAAAUGGAAAAGGAUAGGCAGGUUCACAGGAAGACAUUACAGACAGAACAAGAAGCCAACACUGAGGGACAGAAAAAAAUGCAUGAGCUCCAGAUAAAAGUGGAAGAUCUUCAGCGCCAGCUAGAAGAGAAAAGGCAACAAGUGUAUAAGUUAGACCUCGAAGGAAAGCGACUACAAGGAAUUAUGCAGGAGUUCCAAAAACAAGAACUAGAACGAGAAGAAAAACGAGAAAACAGAAGAAUUCUGUAUCAGAAUCUUAAUGAGCCAGUGACAUGGAGUCUAACCAACGAUCGAACUAGAAAUUGGGUUCUUCAACAGAAAAUAGAAGGAGAGACAAAGGAACCAGGUUAUCCCAAACUGGUUGAAAUGAAUGGAGGAAGAUCUGGCUGUAAUCAGGAGUUAGAACUGAUCAGACAGAAGCUUCAACAUGUGGCAUUAAAACUGCAGCAUCUAGCCCAGAAAGCUUCUAACAGAAUGCAGUUUGAAACAUCAGAUGAUGAAGAUUUAAUUUGGGUUCAAGAAGGCAUUGAGGGAAUUAUUUUGCAGUUACAAAGAUUAACUGGUCAGCCAGAUGAAGAGCCUAGUUUAGUGUCCCCAAAUACUUCUUGUGCCUCACUAACUGAACGACUGUUGAGACAAAAUGCUGAGCUGACAGGACAUAUCAGUCAGUUGACCGAAGAAAAAAAUGACUUAAGAAACAUGGUCAUGAAGCUGGAAGAACAAAUUAGGUGGUAUCAACAGACAGGAGCUGGGAGAGAUCACUCUUCUAGGUUUUUAUUGAGUGGUGGUACCAACAUUGAAGCCAUUAUUGCUUCUGAAAAAGAAAUAUGGAAUAGGGAAAAGAUGGCACUCCAGAGAUCACUGAAAAAGGCAGAAGCUGAAGUAUACAAACUGAAAGCUGAACUAAGAAAUGAAGCUUUACUUCAAAAUCUGAGUACUGAUUCUGAACAUGCAACUUUAAAGAGAAUCUAUGGCAAAUAUCUGAGGGCAGAAAGUUUCCGGAAAGCUCUCAUUUAUCAGAAGAAAUACCUGCUGCUAUUACUGGGUGGUUUCCAGGAAUGUGAAGAUGCCACUCUGGCUCUGCUUGCCCGAAUGGGAGGGCAGCCAGUUUUCACAGAUCUAGAGGUGAUCACCAGCCGUCCAAAAGGCUUCACCAGGUUUCGGUCUGCUGUUAGAGUGUCCCUUGCAAUUUCGAGGAUGAAAUUCUUGGUUAGACGAUGGCAUCGUGUCACAAGUUCUGGUUCUAUCAAUAUUAAUAGAGAUGGCUUUGGACUGAAUCCAGGUCCUGAAAAGACUGAUCCAUUUUACCAUUCUUCUGGUGGCCUGGAGCUGUAUGGAGAACCAAGACACACUACAUACCGCUCACGAUCAGAUCUAGACUGUCCUAGAUCUCCUCUACCAUUUCAAAAUAGAUACCCAGGCACUCCUGCUGAUUUAAAUCCAGUCUCUCUAGCAUGUUCUCAGCUGCAGAAUUAUGAUCCUGACAGAGCCCUGACAGAUUAUAUCACUCGACUAGAGGCACUGCAAAGACGACUUGGAACUGUACAGUCAGGUUCAACUCACUUUCAUGCUGGCAUGAGAAGAUAAUCCAUUGAAACAUCAGAAUCAAAAUGAUUUUAAACAAAUUACCUUUUGUAAAAAUCAGUGGUUAUUUUGUGCUUUUGUAUUGUAGACAUUCAAUGGGACCAUUAAAAACACAGCUUAUGAUUGUAUACAAAUCCCUUGCUAGCACAUGAAAACAAACUGGAAUUUGUACAUAAAAGCAGUAUGUGUAUCCAUGCACAGUAAUCAUUAAAUUACAUGUAUAUUUGUGGAAUGCUAAUUUAAAAGAUUAAAUUAUAAACCCUCUGUAUUUAUCAAAUGGUAAAAAGAUUUAAAACUCAUGCAUUAUGAUACUGCUGAAUGUGUAGCUUUGAGAUGUCCUUCACUUUUCUUAUAAGGCUACUGAAGUUACAUGUUUCUGCCUAAUAUAUUUGCUACUGGUGAUGAAGACAGAUAUCACUUGUAGAGAACUAUUUUUGUAUAAUGGUAGAAGUUUUGAAUUUUAUGGGUAUUUUGUCAAGUACUAAAAUAAAAAUGACUUCACCAUUUUAACUACACCAAAUUUGAACCUUCAUUUUUAACUUGGUAUUAUCUAGUCUGUUCAGGCUGCUGUAACAAAAUACCACAAAUGAAUUGUAAACAAAUUCUGUCCUGGAGGCUGUGGCUUCCAAGAUAAAAUCGGCCUGUCUCAUUAAACUACCAUUGUCUUGCUAUAUCCUCAUGUAAUGUAAAAGGGAGUUUACAAAGGGUACUAAUUCCAUUCAUGAAAGUUCUAACCCUAUAACCUAGUCACCUCCUAAAUGCCUCCACUGCCAAAUACCAAUAAAUUGGGAAUUAUACUUCAGAUAUGAAGAGGGGGAGCACAAAAAUUCAGUGUUUGGCAGAUAUGCAGACCUGAUUCAGAAAGAAAACUGUCUUAAUCUUAAAAGAUAAUAUUUUUCCCCCCUACAUUAAGUGCCUGCAGUAGGAAUCACUAUUCCUGGAGGCCAUACCCCCCCCCAUUUUAUUGGAUAAGACAGAGAAAGGAGGGGAGAAAGACACCUGCAGACCUGCUUCACCAAUUGUGGACACACACACACACACACACACACACGCUUUUGUAUCAGCUUUUUAUCUAAGUUUCUUUUAAAAGCUAUGUUCUUGUACGGGCCAGAGGAAAAAUAAAGUGGUCAAACUCUUAA
This is a messenger RNA of Erinaceus europaeus (western European hedgehog), 13177 nucleotides long. RefSeq names its product A-kinase anchoring protein 9 (gene AKAP9). Gene Ontology annotation, cellular component: centrosome; Golgi stack; cis-Golgi network. Gene Ontology annotation, molecular function: molecular adaptor activity; protein kinase A regulatory subunit binding; DNA binding. Bases 243 to 12041 code for a protein of 3932 amino acids. The transcript has 51 exons. Lineage: Eukaryota; Metazoa; Chordata; Mammalia; Eulipotyphla; Erinaceidae. The record is from RefSeq and is a predicted model, not a curated record. Gene Ontology annotation, biological process: regulation of Golgi organization; positive regulation of peptidyl-serine phosphorylation; signal transduction.